This is a messenger RNA of Punica granatum (pomegranate), 423 nucleotides long. Lineage: Eukaryota; Viridiplantae; Streptophyta; Magnoliopsida; Myrtales; Lythraceae. The record is from RefSeq and is a predicted model, not a curated record.
AUGGGAGGCGAAGCAGCACUAACCAAAGUCGUGCCGGCGGUGGUCCUCAGCUCCGGCCACAAGAUGCCACUCAUAGGGCUAGGCACAGCGGGAAGCCCUCUGCAACCAACUGAGGCCUUAGCUGACAUCCUCAUGGAGGCCAUCGAGAUGGGCUACCGGCAUUUUGACACAGCCGCUAUCCACGGUACCGAGGCAGCAAUAGGCCAAGCAGUUGCAAGGGCCCUUGAGCGGCACCUCAUCAAAAGCCGUGGCUUGGUCUUCAUCAUCUCCAAGCUCCGGUGCACUGACGCCGACCGCGAUCUCAUUCUCCCCGCACGAAAGGAGACUCUCGGGUUAUUCCUGGCACUGCUGCUCUUACUGCAGAGUGGAGAGCAGACUCUUGCCAUGGAAAAACUAAUUGAUCUCUCCAUAUCAAGCCUGUAA